Molecule: messenger RNA, 819 nt
Organism: Aspergillus pseudonomiae
Lineage: Eukaryota; Fungi; Ascomycota; Eurotiomycetes; Eurotiales; Aspergillaceae
Exons: 2
Coding region: 96-665 (189 amino acids)
Source: RefSeq, a predicted model, not a curated record
GCAGAGAUUAAUGUGUACUCCGUCGUAUAUUCUAUCUAUUUCCAAAACACAGAGAUAAGUCCUGUGUUAAAUCUCAAAUACGGAUUAGUUAUAUAAUGGGGCUCAGAAGGAUCAUAAAACCCCUCUUGGGCCAUUUGAGAGGCCGCCAUGAUCGAUCACCGACGUCUAUGAGUCCGUCAAAUGUCAGCAUACGGGCCCAUGACAGCUAUGAGUACCUCGCCAGUCCGGCGCAAUAUAACCCGUACCGUGGAACGAGCCACUAUUUGACCAUGACCAGCCAUGGUCAUAAAUUUGCAACUCCAAAACGAGAUGACUUACUGCCGCAUUCAUCCAUUGAGACUAGGUUGUGUAAGAAAUGCCGAAACCCGACAGUUUUAACCAGCGUCAAACCAUGGAAUGAAAGAAAUGCUGGACGACUAUAUUUGAAAUGCUCUCACUGUGGACUCUUCCAUAGCUGGGCUGACAAAGAAGGCAUGCAUGACCAAAAUCCCAUCUGUCGAUGUGGUCACCCAAGUCGACUAUCAAGCGCCGGUCCCCAUAAGAGAAGCGUACAAUAUUUUGAAUGUGCCUCUGGUUAUUGUGGUUUUUAUGUGGAGCCCUACAACUGGAAGAUUCCAGUCCCUUACCCUGAAAUGGAAGAUACCUGUCAAAGAAAGGUGAUUUGAGGAAACAAGCUGCUUAUCAGUGUCCUUUUCCUAUAAACUCGGGCGUCUUUUCUUUUGGUAAAAAUGGACUUCGUUUAUAUGUGUAUUUAAAUGAGUGGUUGGUAGUUAAGCAUGUGUUUAUUUCCAAGUUAGUGGAUACCCAAGCCGAUCACCC